Messenger RNA from Nannochloropsis gaditana CCMP526, 362 nucleotides. RefSeq lists its product as uncharacterized. The transcript has 4 exons. The annotation marks the transcript as partial. The record is from RefSeq and is a predicted model, not a curated record.
GCAAACAUAGAACAGCACCUUCCAAAGAUAUGCGAUUUCACGCCACCACCUGCACCUUCUAUCUGCUCCUUGGCGCUUUAGCCUUGGUCCAUGGCGACACUAUGAACACUCCCAACCUUCGCAGGGCGCAAGAAGCGUCGGCUGAGACCACAGUCGAGAAGGUACAAGAACCUGCGGCGGAGGCAAGCAUGCCUGCGGUGGCGGCUCCGGAUGCCAACACACCGAACCUCCGCAUGGAUAUGCCCAUGCCUGGGGCGAUGGACGGCAUGAACAUGGAGGAGGGCCCCCCCACAGAGGGAGAUGAUAACCAUCGAAAGCUCUGGUGGUGGAACAAGUACAACAACUGGGGCUGGAACGACCCG